UGUGCGCAUGAAUCAAGGGUUUAGAUUCGGUGGGUGGCAGACGCAUUAGAAAGGGUUUAUCUAUAGAUAUAUCUGAGCUAACAGCCUUGUUCAUUCUUCUUUUUUGUUGCUACUACUAUUAGCUUCUGCUGUUCCUUAUCCAGCUACUUCUUCUUCUUCAUGGAUAAAUGCUUAAUACCUAAGUGGCCUGAAGAGGCUCCCCAUCAUCCACUUAAUAGAAGACCCUUUGGUGGCCUUGCAUGGCCACCACCACCUCUUCCUUAUACUUCUACCUCACUCCAUGCUCAUCAUAGUUUUCCUUUCUCAUCUAUCUCCGCCGAAGCUACAGCCGAAGAUAGAGCGACGGCAGCUUCCAAGAGCCACAGCCAAGCCGAAAAGCGCCGUAGGGAGAGGAUCAAUGCUCACCUUGCCACCCUCCGGAAACUCAUCCCUCAAUCUGAUAAGCAGAUGGACAAGGCUACCUUAUUAGGCAGCGUGAUUGAACAUGCCAAGGAUCUAAAGACAAGGGCAGCUGAGAUUAGUAAGACCUUUCUAGUCCCUAACGAAGUUGAUGAAGUAACUAUAGAUGAUUGUGAAGAAACUCCAGAGACCAUGAACAAUAACAAGGAAGGGAACAUCUUCAUCAAGGCAUCUAUCUGUUCUGAAGAUAGACCUGAACUUUUUAUGGAUAUUAUAGAAGCCAUCAAAGGCUUGAAGCUAACUACAGUAAAGGCAGACAUGGCCACUGUGGGUGGUAGGGUUAUAAAUAUUAUGAUCCUCAGUGCCAAGAAUUAUGACAAGGGUAGUAAUAGCUUAAACUCCCUCAAACAGACUCUCAAGGUAGUUUUAACUAGAAUUGCUUCAUCUCCGGCGGCAUCGAUGAAUGCUCGUGCAAGCAAGAGGCAAAAGAUCUUGUUACCAUCAUAUUACUCAGAUCAGUCUCACUCUCAGACCCUUUAAACCAUUAAACCUAGCUAUAGCCAGCUCUCCUUAAAUGCUUACUACAUAUUUGAUUUUAUAUAGUUGUGGGUUGUUUCAAAAGAUGAAUAAUACUUUUAACUCUCUAGGUUAUUUUAUGUUACUGGUUCUGCUUAUGAUCGUUGUUGUAGCUAUAUCUUUGAUGAAUAAAGAUAGAGUUUGUGGAGAA
This is a messenger RNA of Macadamia integrifolia, 1126 nucleotides long. Its product is annotated as transcription factor AIG1-like. Bases 160 to 939 code for a protein of 259 amino acids. The record is from RefSeq and is a predicted model, not a curated record. The transcript is spliced from 2 exons. Gene Ontology annotation, biological process: regulation of DNA-templated transcription. Lineage: Eukaryota; Viridiplantae; Streptophyta; Magnoliopsida; Proteales; Proteaceae. Gene Ontology annotation, molecular function: DNA-binding transcription factor activity; protein dimerization activity.